Messenger RNA from Phyllotreta striolata, 1359 nucleotides. The record is from the annotation of a GenBank genome assembly. NCBI's taxonomy places the organism in Eukaryota, Metazoa, Arthropoda, Insecta, Coleoptera, Chrysomelidae.
GGUCACCCUAUCGCGACAGACUUAACACCCAUUGAUCUCUAAUCGCACCGAGUGCGAAAUGCCUUCGAAGUGAUAUCGGUUUUUCGGCGAAUCGAAAAGAUGAUCAACGCGUUCAUGGACUCCGGUCAUCAUCACCUGGCCACGUACGGGUUGAAGAUGUCGCCGGGUCCGCACCAAGGAGGCGCCGGCAGCAUACCGUCGCCGCACCAGAACCCGGCCGCCGCGAUGACGGCGCCCGACGUCGGUCCCGGCCACCAGAACCACUUCCAAUCGAACUACGGCCACAUGGGCCAUCUGAACCCUCACGCCGGCUACGCCGCCAGAGAUUUCCUCUUGCGACGAGAUCACCACGAGUUUCCCACUGCCCAGACGGCGCCCAGCGAUCCCGUUUUGUUCCAUCAUCACACGGAGAUGCCGCCGCACCACAAUCCUCACCUAGCGCCCCAUCACCAGAUGUUGUAUUCCAGGACGGAUCAUCACGCCGCCUAUCACACCCAACCCAAUCACCACCAGUAUCUCAACCCGCACAUGGGGAUGCCUCAUCAUCCGGGCAACGUGCACGGCGCCUUCUUCAGGUACAUGAGGCAGCCCAUCAAGCAGGAGAUGCAAUGUUUGUGGAUCGAUCCCGAUCAGCCGCCUCCUCGCAAAUCGUGCGGUAAACAUUUCACGUCCAUGCACGAAAUAGUGUCGCAUUUGACGGUGGAACACGUCGGCGGGCCGGAGUGCACAACGCACGCUUGUUUUUGGCAGAACUGCAGCAGGAACGGUAGGCCGUUUAAGGCCAAGUAUAAACUGGUGAAUCACAUUAGAGUGCAUACGGGCGAGAAACCUUUUCCGUGUCCGUUUCCCGGUUGCGGGAAGGUGUUCGCUAGAAGUGAGAAUUUGAAAAUACACAAAAGGACGCAUACAGGUGAAAAACCAUUCAAAUGCGAAUUCGAAGGUUGUGAUAGGCGCUUCGCCAAUUCCUCGGACAGGAAGAAGCACUCGCACGUGCACACCUCCGACAAGCCAUACAACUGCCGCAUAGCGGGCUGUGAUAAAUCCUACACGCACCCCUCGUCGUUAAGGAAGCACAUGAAGGUGCACGGCUGCUCCGGCCGGUCGCCGCACCACUACGAGAGCGACGGCGAAGAGUCGAAUUCCUCGUCGGCGGGCAGCAUCUCCGUGGCGGCAUCGCCGCACGUCCACCAGGCGCCGCCCCAAGUCCCCGGCACGACGUCCCUCAGCGAUUGGUACGUGUGCCAGCCGACGCCGGCGGCGCCGGAUCCACUCGCCGGCCUGGGGCAUUUCGGGAACCUGCAUCACACCGGCGCGGCGACGGCCUACUAACGGUUUCGUAAAUGUCCAGCACGUUCGCGG